GAGUCUGCGGCGGCGCCGGCGGCGCCGGCGGCGCGGGAGGCGCCGGCGGGGGCUGCGCAGGAGAGCCGGCGCCGCAGGCGCCACCCGAGAGCGCGCCCCAGCAGUGGUGCCCCGAGGUGCCCACGGGCGGCGGCGGCGUCGUCCUCGGGAGCCCCGGCGCGGCGGUGUCGUCCACGGCGAUCCCGAAGGCGGGCAGCCCGAGGCCCGAUCACCACAUCCAGGUCACGCACGUGCUGGCGGGGCAGGCUCCCGCCACCGCCAGGGGCAGGACCUCGACGGAGGCAUCAACAUGGACGAGGAGGUGAGAAGAGCCCUGGACAGCAUCGACGAGGAGGAGGUCCACGAGGUGUGCAUUUUCCUAGAGGACAAGAACACCAAGAAGAAGACCCAGGUGUCAUUCGACUACACAAAGCAUAUAGACAGCCCCCAGUCUAUCGUAGAGGAGAUGAGACAAGGCGCGAUCGUGCCGGACGACUACCCUCUGGAGCGCCUGAAGCACGAGAUCGAGAAGGCAAUCGUUGCCAGGUGCGAGCAGAUCAAUUUGCAGCGGCGCGUGGCCGCGCAGCAGCCCUUGCACGACGGCGCCAACCAGGGCCUCGUCGGGGAGCCGGCGCCGGAGGCGUCCGCGGGCUCCGCCGCCAGGCCCAGGGACGCUGAGGAGAGAAGUGCGCAGGAGGUCGACGUGGCGCAGGAGCACCACGAGGAGCUCUCGAGGGAGAGCGCAGGCGAGAAUAACGCCAAGGAUUUGGUCUUUUUGCAGCAGGCUCUGAGAUACUUGAUGCCCGAGGGGCUCGCCCUCAAGGAGAAGGAGUUCAGGCAUGGCGAGUGGUGCCAGGUCACGCAGGAGGCGGUGGAAUGGUUCCAGAGGAGUAACAGCCUGCUGGAGCGGUCCGUGGUUGACGACGCGUUCUGGCAGAUCUUGACAGACUUGACAGAGCAGAAGAGAAGAGAGGAGCAGGCCAAGACGGAGGAGCGGGAGAGGUCGCUGCUUCAGGCCAGAAUGGAGGAGCAGGCCAAGCUGGCGGAGGAGCAGCGCCAGGCGGCGCAGGCGGAGGAGAAAGAGAGGCAGCGCCAGGCGGCCGCGGCGAUGGUGCAGGAGAAGCGCGCCCAGGCGAAGGCGCUCCAGGCGGAGGAGGCCUCGAAGAUGCAGGCGAAAAUGAUGGGGGACCUGACCUCCAGCCUGACCAAGCCUCCGCAGGACGUGGCGGCGUCGUCGCCCGCCGCGAUGACUCCGCAGGUGUCGCCGGGCUGGCAGCCCAUCGCGCCGCAGGUGCCCGCGCCGCAGGUGUCGCCGUACCCCAGCGCCGCGCAGGUGCCCCCGCAGCCCAUGGUGCCGCAGCAGCAGCCGCCGCAGCCCAUGGUGGCCCAGCAGCCGCAGCAGCAGCCCAUGGGCACCAUGGUGCCCCAGCCGCAGGUGCCGCAGCCGGCCGCGGUGGUCGGCCAGGCGCCGCUGGCGGUGCCGCAGCUUCCGGCGGUGCCUCCUGUGGCCCAGGGGCUGCAGCCGUCCAUGCCGACGUCGCAGUCGCAGCAG
Messenger RNA from Prorocentrum cordatum, 1531 nucleotides. The record is from the annotation of a GenBank genome assembly. Lineage: Eukaryota; Dinophyceae; Prorocentrales; Prorocentraceae.